CGUUAGAAGUGAGCUCCAGAGCCCCUCAUACUCAUAGCGACCUGUGACCUUUCGGCUCGCAGGUUGCCUGGUCGCUCUCCGGCGCUCUCUGGACUGCACUGUUAAUUUCCUUAAAAGGAACUUAGAUCAUAUAGGCCACAACAUACACCGGGAAGUCGCGUUCCUGCAUCGCGAGGUUUUGAAAGGGGGGCUCUGCAUCAGACAAGCGACCACGCAGCGUGCCCGCACCGCAGUAAGCUGCUUAUAUCAGCAGCAGCAUACUGCUUGCACACUGAACGCCAGCCGACGGCGGAGUUGAGCAAGGGCUUCGGCCGGGGCUUGUUCUUCAGCGUGCCCGGUCCACUAUCAAGCCUACCAGGCAGCUGGAGGAAUAGACAAUGGGUAACCAACAGUCUGCGCAAGGCGCGGAGCAAGAAGCAUCGCCUAUACGCACCACCGAUGUGGUUGCCGAUGCCGAUGGCGACAUCGAGAACGCAGGCACAGCCAACGUCCGCGCCCAUGCCAUUGACGACCUUGGAAGCAUCGCCAGCAGCUUUCAGAGCCAAUCCGAUCUUUCGGAGUUCUUCCGGCCAGGCGCCGACAGCCUGAGCCGCUUCAGCACCAAGUCGGUGACGGCCGCCUCGGACCUGCUGCAGAACCCCAUCUUCGAGCACCACGACGAGGGCGAUGGCGAGGGCGAGCUGCACCCGCACUUUGAGGGCGAGGAGGAGGGCUGCGAGGAAGAGGCGGCGGCCGAGGGGGCCGAGGAGCAGGUUGGGGCGCUGCUGGCGGCCGAGGCCGUGCAGCUGGCGGAGGAACAGCAGCACCACCAAGCUCCCGAGGAGGAGGAGCAUUUCGUCGUGCCGCCCAAGAAUGUGGGCGCAGUGGUGGUGGCGGCGCUGGAGCAGGCCGCCGGUGCCGUGCAGCAGCAGCACGUGCAGCAGCAGGCGCCCGCGCCCGCAGGGCAGGGUUGGUCCCGCUCGCGCUCUGUGGCGGAGCAGCAGCAGGCGCCGGCCGGGAAGCAGCAGCAGGGUAAGGCCGAGCCGGAGCAGCCGGAGUCGGCGCAGGUGGGCAAGACGGCGUCGUCGUCGGCAGCUGCAGUGAGGGAGGCGGCGGUGGUGAAAGAGUCCGGUGUCAUGCAGGCGCCCGUGAAGGAGGCGCCGUUUCUGGCCCCGGCAGCCGUGGCCGCGGCCGCAGCACCUGCUGCCCCUGCUGCUAUGACCGCGUCUGCGGCCGAUGCUACCGUAACUGCGGCUGAGCGCAAGGUGGAUGCUCUGUCGGCCGCUGCGGCUGCAUCGGCGCCCGUUGCCGCCGCUGCUGCUGGCUCUGCAACCGCCGCUGCUGUAACCGCCGCCGCUUUCGACGCGGCCCCGGCGGCCGCGACCGCUGCUACCGCCACACCGAUUGCUGCUGCGCCCGUGUCUUUAAUUCCCGCCACGCCGCGCGUGGAGGAGGAGCGCACGGAGAAGAAGGCGCCCGCCGUCACUGCCGCCGCCGCGGCCCCUGAGGCGCCCGCUGCCAGCUCCAGCGCUGCGCCUGCAGCCGGAGGUGUGGCCGCUGCGGUUGCUGGGCCGGUUGCUGCUGCCGCCGGCACGGCGGCUAAGCCCGCAGCGGCUGCAGCCGUAGGGCCCGCCGCUGCGACAGCGUCAGCAACUGCGGCGGCCCCUGCAGGCGUGUCCACCGCCAAUGCGGCAGCUGCAGUGUCAGACGCCGUCCCGGCCAUCGUUAGCGCGUCCCGAGGUGUCGACGUGGCAACCGUAGCCGCUGCCGCGAUCCCGGCCGCGGCCGCGGCCACGUCUACCACGGCGAUCAGCGCGGCGGCAGCCCCUGCCGAACCCGAGGAGCUGAACUUCUCGGAGGUCAAGGCGCCGGAGGCCAACAAGGCCCCUGAGCCACAUGCGGCGGCAGCGAUGCCCCUGGAUUUCAAGGCGGCUCCGGCCGCUACUGCUGAUCACACCAUGGCGGCUACGACCGCUGCCGCUGCUGACAGCAAGGCGGCUACUGCCGCUGCCGCUGACACUCAGGCGGCUACGGCCGCUGCCGCUGACAUCAAGGCGGCUACGGCCGCCGCUGCUGACAGCAAGGCGGCUACGACCGCUGCCGCUGACAUCAAGGCGGCUGCGGCCCCUGCUGCUGAUUACAGCAAGGCGGCUACAGCCGCGGCCGCUGACAUCAAGGCGGCGACGGCCGCUGCCGCCGCUGACACCAAGGCGGCGACGGCCGCUGCCGCUGCUGACGGCAAGGCGGCUUCGGCCGCUGCCGCUGACACCAAGGUGGCUACGGCCGCUGCCGCCGAUGUGACCAAGGCGGCCACGGCCGCGGCCGCUGACAUCAAGGCGGCUACGGCCGCUGCCGCUGACACUCAGGCGGCUACGGCCGCGGCCGCUGACAUCAAGGCGGCUACGGCCGCUGCCGCUGACACUCAGGCGGCUACGGCCGCUGCUGCUGACAGCAUGGCGGCUGCUGCCGCUGCCGCUGACACUCAGGCGGCUACGGCCGCGGCCGCCGACAUCAAGGCGGCUGCGGCCGCUGCUGCUGACAUCAGUGCGGCUGCUGCCGCUGCCGCUGACAUCAAGGCGGCUACGGCCGCCGCCGCUGACACCAAGGCCGCGGCCGCCCUGGCGAAGGAGGCUUUGCCGGUGGACACGGACGCUGCCCAGGCACUGGCCGCUGCCCAGGUGGUGGCGACGGAGCUGCAGGUGGCACCCGCCUCCCGCCGCGUCACAGCUGGCCCCGAUACGCCGGCUGCGACCCCCACGGGCCCCACCGUGGCGCCCUGGGAGACCAGCCCCGCAGGUGCCUCGCCGCCGUUGCCCGCUGCCGCUGCCGCUGCCGCUGCCGCUGCCGCUGCCGCUGCCGCUGCUCCCAUGGCCGCCGCGGCUACUGCCUUCGCGGAGCCAUCGGUGGUGAUGGAGCUUGCAGCGGGCAAGGUGCCCAUCGCCGCCACUACGGCUGUAACUACGGCUAACGCUGAGGCGCCCGUGGUGGCCACGGUGUUCUCCACUCCCAUCAAGGAGGCACCGGCCUCUGCCGCAGGCUCCGCUGCCGAGCCGGCGACCUUCUCCUCGCCGCCGCCCUCGGUGGUCCUGACGCAGGCUCUGGAGUCGCGGCCGCAUGCACUGGAGGCCGCGCCCGCGGCUCUGGCGCCCGCGGCCGCUGGCGGCAAGCCGCCGGUGGCGCCCGCCGCGCUGAGCGCCGCGCCGGCGGCUCUGAAGGCGGCGCCGGCGGCGCUCAAGGCCACGCCGUCGUCCUCUGCCAGGACUUCGCCCAGCGUCUCCUCGGGCGGCGCCGCGCUGCCAGCCCCCGCGGCUGCCCCGGCCGACAUGGCCACAGUGCUGGCAUCCCUCACGGCCGAGCCCAGCACUGGCGCCCCCGCCGUUAAGCUGCCGCCGGCCGAGGCCGUGGCCGCCGCCACCAGCGGCAUCGCGCCCGGCGCCGUCGUGCUGGCCGCCGCCGCCUCGGUGCCCGAGGACGCGGUCACGCCCGCCUUCGCCGAGGCCGCUGACUCCGCCGGUGCCCAGGACGCGGCUCGCGUGGCCACGUCGCGCAUGUUCGCGGCAGUCCUGGAGGCGGACAGCGCCGUAACGCCCGCACCUGGCGCACCCGCGGCGGCGGUGGGCACUCCUGCUGCGGCCGCGACCACGGUGCCCGCCGCCGCUGCUACCGCUGCUUCCGGCGCCGUCGCGGCUGCCACCGCGGCGGCCGCUGCCGCUGCUGUGCAGGCCGAGGCCAAGGCAUCGGUCGCUGUUGGCUCCGGCGCCGCAGCCGCUGGCUCAGCCGCCAAGGCCUCGGAGCAGAUCGCCGCCAACACCAGGGCGGGUGUCUUUGCUGCGGUCGAGACCGCCGCGAAGGCCGCGGACGGCGCCGCUCUUUCCGCAUGGUCGAGGGGCGAGCAGGCCGUGCAGGCUGUGCAGGCCGCGACCGCUGAGGCUGAUGAUGCCGCGCAGGCUGCUACCUUGGCGGCUGACGAGGUUGUGCAGGCCGCGACUGCCACCGCUGGCAAGGCCGAUGGUAUCGCAAAGGCGGCGGCUGGCAAGGCCGACGAGGUCGCGGCCAUGGCCACUUCCACGACCGCUGACGCGGCGACGGCAGCCACCACAAAGGCUGACGCAGCGACUAAGGGUGCCGCUGCAGCGGUGGAUGAGGUCUCCAAGGCGGCCAGUGGCAAGGUAGACGAGGCCGCAAAGGCCGCGGCCACCCAGGCCCAGCAGACCACCGCCGGCGCGACCACUGCCGCCACCGGUGUCCUGGGCGCUGGCUUCGCCAAGGCCGAUGAGGCCGCCGCCACCGCGACCACUGCCGCCACCGGUGUCCUGGGGACUGGCUUCGCCAAGGCCGAUGAGGCCGCCGCCUCCGCGACCACUGCUGCCACCGGUGUCCUGGGCGCCGGCUUCGCCAAGGCCGAUGAGGCCGCCGCCACCGCGACCACUGCCGCCACCGGUGUCCUGGGCGCCGGCUUCGCCAAGGCCGAUGGGGCCGCCGCCUCCGCGACCACUGCUGCCACCGGUGUCCUGGGCGCUGGCUUCGCCAAGGCCGAUGAGGCCGCCGCCUCCGCGACCACUGCCGCCACCGGUGUCCUGGGCGCCGGCUUCGCCAAGGCCGAUGGGGCCGCCGCCUCCACGACCACUGCCGCCACCGGUGUCCUGGGCGCCGGCUUCGCCAAGGCCGAUGAGGCCGCCGCCACCGCGACCACUGCCGCCACCGGUGUCCUGGGCGCUGGCUUCGCCAAGGCCGAGGAGGCCGCCGCCACCGCGACCACUGCCGCCACCGGUGUCCUGGGCGCCGGCUUCGCCAAGGCCGAUGGGGCCGCCGCCACCGCGACCACUGCCGCCACCGGUGUCCUGGGCGCCGGCUUCGCCAAGGCCGAUGGGGCCGCCGCCUCCGCGACCACUGCUGCCACCGGUGUCCUGGGCGCUGGCUUCGCCAAGGCCGAUGAGGCCGCCGCCUCCGCGACCACUGCCGCCACUGGUGUCCUGGGCGCCGGCUUCGCCAAGGCCGAUGGGGCCGCCGCCUCCGCGACCACUGCCGCCACUGGUGUCCUGGGCGCCGGCUUCGCCAAGGCCGAUGGGGCCGCCGCCACCGCGACCACUGCCGCCACCGGUGUCCUGGGCGCCGGCUUCGCCAAGGCCGAUGGGGCCGCCGCCUCCGCGACCACUGCCGCCACCGGUGUCCUGGGCGCCGGCUUCGCCAAGGCCGAUGGGGCCGCCGCCACCGCUACCACUGCCGCCACCGGUGUCCUGGGCGCCAGCCUCUCCAAGGCCGAUGAGGCCGCCGCGUCCGCGACCACUGCCGCCACCGGUGUCCUGGGCGCUGGCUUCGCCAAGGCCGAUGAGGCCGCCGCCUCCGCUACCACUGCCGCCACUGGUGUCCUGGGCGCCGGCUUCGCCAAGGCUGAUGGGGCCGCCGCCUCCGCGACCACUGCCGCCACUGGUGUCCUGGGCGCCGGCUUCGCCAAGGCCGAUGUGGCCGCCGCCUCCGCGACCACUGCCGCCACCGGUGUCCUGGGCGCCGGCUUCGCCAAGGCCGAUGGGGCCGCCGCCUCCACGACCACUGCCGCCACCGGUGUCCUGGGCGCCGGCUUCGCCAAGGCCGAUGGGGCCGCCGCCUCCGCGACCACUGCCGCCACCGGUGUCCUGGGCGCCGGCUUCGCCAAGGCCGAUGGGGCCGCCGCCUCCGCGACCACUGCCGCCACCGGUGUCCUGGGCGCUGGCUUCGCCAAGGCCGAUGGGGCCGCCGCCACCGCGACCACUGCCGCCACCGGUGUCCUGGGCGCCAGCCUCUCCAAGGCCGAUGAGGCCACCGCGGGCGCGACCACUGCCGCCACCGGUGUCCUGGGCGCCAGCCUCUCCAAGGCCGAUGAGGCCGCCGCGUCCGCGACCACUGCCGCCACCGAUGUCCUGGGCGCUGGCUUCGCCAAGGCCGAUGGGGCCGCCGCCUCCACGACCACUGCCGCCACCGGUGUCCUGGGCGCCGGCUUCGCCAAGGCCGAUGGGGCCGCCGCCACCGCGACCACUGCCGCCACCGGUGUCCUGGGCGCCGGCUUCGCCAAGGCCGAUGGGGCCGCCGCCACCGCGACCACUGCCGCCACUGGUGUCCUGGGCGCCGGCUUCGCCAAGGCCGAUGAGGCCGCCGCCUCCGCGACCACUGCCGCCACUGGUGUCCUGGGCGCCGGCUUCGCCAAGGCCGAUGAGGCCGCCGCCUCCGCGACCACUGCCGCCACCGGUGUCCUGGGCGCCGGCUUCGCCAAGGCCGAUGAGGCCGCCGCCUCCGCGACCACUGCCGCCACCGGUGUCCUGGGCGCUGGCUUCGCCAAGGCCGAUGAGGCCGCCGCCUCCGCGACCACUGCCGCCACUGGUGUCCUGGGCGCUGGCUUCGCCAAGGCCGAUGAGGCCGCCGCCUCCGCGACCACUGCCGCCACUGGUGUCCUGGGCGCCGGCUUCGCCAAGGCCGAUGGGGCCGCCGCCACCGCGACCACUGCCGCCACCGGUGUCCUGGGCGCUGGCUUCGCCAAGGCCGAUGGGGCCGCCGCCUCCGCGACCACUGCCGCCACUGGUGUCCUGGGCGCUGGCUUCGCCAAGGCCGAUGAGGCCGCCGCCUCCGCGACCACUGCUGCCACCGGUGUCCUGGGCGCUGGCUUCGCCAAGGCCGAUGAGGCCGCCGCCUCCGCGACCACUGCCGCCACCGGUGUCCUGGGCGCUGGCUUCGCCAAGGCCGAUGGGGCCGCCGCCUCCGCGACCACUGCCGCCACUGGUGUCCUGGGCGCUGGCUUCGCCAAGGCCGAUGAGGCCGCCGCCUCCGCGACCACUGCUGCCACCGGUGUCCUGGGCGCUGGCUUCGCCAAGGCCGAUGGGGCCGCCGCCUCCGCGACCACUGCCGCCACUGGUGUCCUGGGCGCUGGCUUCGCCAAGGCCGAUGGGGCCGCCGCCUCCGCGACCACUGCCGCCACUGGUGUCCUGGGCGCUGGCUUCGCCAAGACCGAUGAGGCCGCCGCCUCCGCGACCACUGCUGCCACCGGUGUCCUGGGCGCUGGCUUCGCCAAGGCCGAUGAGGCCGCCGCCUCCGCGACCACUGCCGCCACUGGUGUCCUGGGCGCUGGCUUCGCCAAGGCCGAUGAGGCCGCCGCCUCCGCGACCACUGCCGCCACCGGUGUCCUGGGCGCCGGCUUCGCCAAGGCCGAUGAGGCCGCCGCCUCCGCGACCACUGCCGCCACCGGUGUCCUGGGCGCUGGCUUCGCCAAGGCCGAUGAGGCCGCCGCCUCCGCGACCACUGCCGCCACUGGUGUCCUGGGCGCCGGCUUCGCCAAGGCCGAUGAGGCCGCCGCCUCCGCGACCACUGCCGCCACUGGUGUCCUGGGCGCUGGCUUCGCCAAGGCCGAUGAGGCCGCCGCCUCCGCGACCACUGCCGCCACCGGUGUCCUGGGCGCCGGCUUCGCCAAGGCCGAUGGGGCCGCCGCCACCGCGACCACUGCCGCCACCGGUGUCCUGGGCGCCGGCUUCGCCAAGGCCGAUGGGGCCGCCGCCACCGCGACCACUGCCGCCACCGGUGUCCUGGGCGCCGGCUUCGCCAAGGCCGAUGGGGCCGCCGCCUCCGCGACCACUGCCGCCACUGGUGUCCUGGGCGCUGGCUUCGCCAAGGCCGAUCAGCCCGCUGCCGCUGCCAAGGCCUCUGCUGCAUCGGCCACCGCUGCUUUCGCGGCGACCGCCAGCAUGGACGCCAAGUCGCUUUCGGUGGCAUCUGAUACGAUGCUGCCGCCAACUACUGGCAGCCCGGAGUCCGGCAUGACUGCCACCACAACCACCCCCGCCACCGUCUAUUCCAGCAGCGGCGCGUCCGCCGCCACUGCCGCCGCCGCCAGCCUAGCUGCCGCCACCGCCACCGUGGCCGCGGCCGGCGAGGCGGCUUCCAAGGAGGCUGUGUCGUACGCCAAGGCAGCUGUGGGGUCGGCUGACGCGGCCGCUCCUGCCGCCCCAAUACCCUUCGGCGUCGGCGACCGCCUGCGCUCGCACCGUGUGGCGGACUUCACCGUGUCCUCUGACGAGGAGGACAAUGACGCGGAGGAGGAGGGAGUGGAGGCGGGCGGUGCCACGGUCAGCAAGGUCGCGUCGCCGGCCGCCGCCAGCGCCAGCGCCACCGCCACCGCCACCGCCAGCGCCGGCGCCAGUGCCACCGCCACCGCCAGCGCCGGCGCCAGUGCCGGCGCCGGCGCCAUGGCCGUGGCCAAGGCGGCCGAGGGCGACGCUGCCGGCAAACCGGCGCCCGUGGACGGUGUCGUGGCGGCGGCGCGCAGCCUGCACACGGACGCCGCUGGCGCCGUGGCGGUGGCCGGCGAGGCAGUGACCGGGCCCCUGGGUGCCGCGGCGGCUGCGGCGACUACGGUGGCUGCAGCAGCGGAGCACGUGAGCGCGUCUGGCAAAACGACGGUGGCCGCCGCCGGCAAAGCUAUCGAUGCUGCCACCACCGAGGCCUCGGCCGCCGCCUCCAAGACGGGCGCGGAGAUGGCUUCCGCUGCCGCUGACGUGGUCGCCAAGGGCAAGGCGGCCGCGGCGGACGUUAUCACUGGCAACCGCAACGUCGAGGUGGCCGCCGCCGGCGACAAGGGCAACGUCGAGGCGGCCACCGCCGGCGACAAAGGCAACGUCGAGGUGGCCACCGCCGGCGGCAACGGCAAGGUCGAGGUGGCCACCGCCGGCGGCAACGGCAAGGCCGGCAGCGGCAAGCCCAGCAGCGGCAAGCCCAGCAGCGGCAAGCCGGCCAAGGGCGGUCUGUUCAGCUGCUUUGCCUGCUUCGGCGGCAGCUCGACCGCUGACCAUUAAAGCACGUCUUCCACACUGCUGUGUGUCAAUUUGGGCAACAAGAGAGACCGGAGAGAUCAUGACAGAGCCAGCCUUAUUUGUUCGAGCUGGGUCGUUUAGCAACACACUGUAUGCGAGGUAAUGGCUUCAACCUAAGAACAAACAUCGGGCUGGUGUCUCGGGUGUUCGCCGCCUGGCGGGUAUAGUUUGUCGUAACCUAUCAAGUUGGGGAGAAAAUUACAAGUAGUUCGCCGUAUAAUAUUCGUCUCCGCACGCAUGAGUUGCCUAUGGCGCGUCAGUAAUGCAGUUCUGGUGCGUCGCCGGCGUGCAUGUGGCGCCCGGCUGACUUCACAACGGAGAGUAUGGUCGUGUUCACAGCACCCCGGAACACCCCGUUCAUAGCAGGCCGGUGGUGAGUUCGGAUGAGCUCUUUGAAGCAGUCAUUUGUCGUCGUUGUCGCAAUAGCACAAUUAGUGGGUGAGUUGCUGCGUGAUGUUUGAUGUUGCUGAGCGAGAGGUCUCAGGUCGGCACGCGGUCGUGGUGCGUGUGCGGUGAGGAGCCGCGCAUGUGGUGAUCUGAAUCGGCAUAAAGGCACCAUCGUAUGCCCGGUGAGACCUUCUUAUUCGACAGCACAAUCAUGUGGUGCGUGAGUCGAAUAAAAGUUUACAGUAAAUGACCUUACAAUGGACUUCUUUAUCAUAGAACUUGUGGUCCAUCCGCGAAGAGCAAGUGUGAACUGGAUGGACAAAGGGCGAGGUUUGAACGGGGUAAUCUUCCGAUCCAUGACGCACAUGACGCAGGUAAUCGCACCUGGUGUUAGUGGUGCGCGCUGUAUCGGGUUAUGCAUGCGGUGACGAGUGAGUGCGGUCUGGGAGUAGGCGCGAAGAAGUGGCCAUGGGCGUACAGGUUGGAGGUACAGGAUGCGAAGGGAGGGUGGCCGGUAAGGCGCAGUGCAGGUGGGAAAUGCGCCUGGGCGGUAUCUUGUAUGCACGCCGCACGUUAUUUGUCGUCACGACGAAACAUCUGGUGGGUGCGACUACUGUAUGUUGCAUAAUGCAUGCGACGCAACCCUGUACAUAAAAGCGUGACGCUGCGUGGUGGGAUGAGACGCAAGGCACGGACACGCGCCCACAUAUGGAGGGAAGUGAUGAGGGCUGAGGAGCAAGGGUGGUGGCAGUCAGCAAUUAGGUGAUGCGUAGUGUUGAGGGAAAGUCGCGCAUGAGGAGUGGGAGAGGAGUUCGGGAGCAGUGAAUGCGCAGGAUGCGCCGUGUGCACCCACACAUGGCGGCGCCAGGAGCUGAGCAUGCGGCACCGUACAUGACAUCAGGCGCCCCGCGCCAAGCAAUACAUCAGGACACGGCAAGUGGCACGGCACUGUGGAAUAUUAAGAUGUCUUAUUUGUUGGAGGUAUUCGAACACGCCAGGGCAAUCAAAUUAAGGCCCUGUGAGAGGGUGUGGCGAAGUAGUUUCUGGGGCCCUGUUGACGGCGAGGGAUUAAUCUUUGUUUUGAGGCACCCUGGGUUCUGCAUGACAGCAUGAGUGGCAGAACCCAGGAGUGGACUGAUAUGGCGCACUGCAAUUGGGGACUGCAGGUUGUGCUUGGACGACAACAACAUUGGAUUUGAGGGGCUGCACGAAGGCUGAAGAUAUGUGAGACACACGACGUGACCGCGCCAGUCAACGCAGAAAUUCUUGUAACAACUAAUGUAAUGCCUAUUGCAUGUAAAUAGGCGGCGGGGAAAUUCUUGCUACAACUGCGGGUGUCAGGAGAUGGCCAUCAAGCGGCUUGGGGGGCUGAAGGAGGGGCAGCGGCCCUGGUCGGUCAAAGUCUGCAACGACUGCUUGACGACCUGGGUGAGGACCGUGCAUGUGCGGGGACGGCUGGGCACUGGGGACGGAUUGAUUGACAGGUUGACGGUUGGGACAGCUCAUGUGCGCUCUCCUCUUCCUCCCCGUUUCCCAUCCCCAGAACCGCGACGUCUCCGCCGCCAACGUGAUCCGUGUGCUCCUCGUGCUGAAGCUGAUGGGCUUCGAGCGGCCGACCAAGCUGCAGCGGCCGCCAUGGCCGCCGCCGGCGGCGGGGCCGGGCUGAGAGCCUGAACGGCGCUAGCAGGGCGUGGGGCUGAGGGUGCACGUGUCGAUUGGCGGCGAGUGACGUGACUAGUUUGUUAGCUGCGGGUUAGCACGGACUGUGCACCCCACCCAACCGGCCAUGUCCGGAUUUGCGGGGAUGCCAAAGGCCCCCAACAUAGAGGCGUGUGCUUAGUAGGCGCCCGCGUCAAGGUGGCGGGGUUGAUAACGACCCGGGAUCAGCCCUUUUCCUGCCAUAAGGCAGCCACCUCCUUGUUGUAACAACUCCCGCAU
Molecule: messenger RNA, 11135 nt
Organism: Chlamydomonas reinhardtii
Lineage: Eukaryota; Viridiplantae; Chlorophyta; Chlorophyceae; Chlamydomonadales; Chlamydomonadaceae
Exons: 8
Coding region: 378-8792 (2804 amino acids)
Biological process (GO): microtubule cytoskeleton organization; cytoskeleton-dependent intracellular transport; regulation of microtubule cytoskeleton organization
Cellular component (GO): Golgi-associated vesicle; cis-Golgi network; microtubule
Molecular function (GO): calmodulin binding; microtubule binding
Source: RefSeq, a predicted model, not a curated record